GGCGCCCCUUGCCCUCCUCUUCCUCCCCUCCUCUUCCUCCCGUCCCCUCCUCCUCCCCCCCUCUCCCUUCCUCUCCUCCCUCCGGCCUCGUCACCGGGAGCUGGGGCCCGGCUGCGGCGUCCCGGGGCUGCCACGGGCGCAACGUGAGUCACGGGAGCCGCGGCGGCGACAGCGGCCCGAGCCCCAGGAUUCCCCGCGUCCCCCGUCCCGGACAUGAGGCCGCUGAGGGGAAGGGGCUGACCGCGCGCUGAGAUCUGCUGAGCCCCAGCCGUCGCCAUGGCCUCCCAGCCCCAGCCCCUGCACCCCCCUUUGCCCUGCGCCUCGGGGGGGGCAGGACUGGCGGCCGGCAGCCCCGAGAAAGGCACCGCUCGCCCCAAACCUCCCAUCCGGCCCAAGCCCCGCGUGCUGCCCAAGCCGUCCGUGCCUGCCAAGCCUCACCCGCCGCCGGGGCCGCGGCACCCUCGCCCCGAGCUGCCCUCGGCCGAGAAGAUGAACCGCCUGGCGGGGCCCCAGCCCUACGGCGGGGGCAGCUCCGGGGGGGGCCUCAGGCGCCCCUCCUUCACCGUCAAGUCUCCCGAGACCCCCAACGGGAAGGGGCUCCCGUCCCCGCCAGUCUCGGCCCCCGAAGACUCGGGGUCGAGCCCCGCCGGCGAGAUGCCUGCAGCCCCCCCGACGCCUUCCCGCAAGGGCCCGGCUCCCUUUAAGGUGACCCCGGUGCCUGUGGCGACCAAGCCGGAGCGAUUCCCAGGCACCACCGUGGAGGAGAUCCUGGCCAAAAUGGACAGCAAGGAGGGCCCGGGAAGCCCCGACCGGGCCCGCCUCUCUCCCUUCUGCCCCGAUGCUGCCCCUCGCUUCGGCUCCAAGCCCUUUGCCGCCGUCUUCAGGAGGCGCCCCAGCGGGGAGGCGGAUGGAGACCCCCCCGGUGAAGCCCACCAGCCCCCUCAGCACGCUGGGGGGGAGCCGGGGACGGGGGGUGACAGAAGUUCAGUGGCUGAAAUGAGCAGCGGCUCCUCCCCAGCCGGCCUGAGCUGUGCCGGGGACCCCCGCAGACUCUGGAGGCCGCCGUCUCCCCCUGACCUCUCCUCUCUCCAGCUGGGCACCCUCGGACCCCCUGGCUCCCCGAGAUCCCCCGCCUGCCCAGCUCCAGCCCCGGGAGCUCCUUUCCAGCCCGCUGAGCCCUCCGCCUUGGCCCCCGGCUCUCCCGAUGCCCCCCCAGAGCUGCUGGCCCCCGGCUCCCCCACCCUGGCCCCCGGCUCCCCCGACUCCCCCGCUCAGCCCCCGGCCCAGGAGCUCUCGGCUGCCUCCAUCCAGGCUCCGGGCGCCCCGGCCGAAGCCCAGCUCGGUGCCUCCCGCUCCCCCGGCUCCCCGCACACUCCCAGUGAGGGGUCCCCCGCUUCCGCCAGCCCCCCAACACCAGGCACGCCCCGGCUGCCCCCCCGAGCCACCUACCCCCCCGGCUCUCCUGAGGCUGCCGCUGAGCCCCCAGCCCCCCCCAGCCCACCCCUCGAGCCCCCUGCCAGAGUUUCUCGUCCCCCGGGCUCCCCAGAGGGGCCCGAUGACUCCCCUGCGUCCCCACAGUCCCCCGAGGGUCCCGAUUUCAGCCUUCCUCCCCCCAGCAGGGACUCGGGGCUCCGACGCUCCUCAGAGGGGGUCCUGCAGCCCCCGCCCAGCGAAGGGCAGGGCAUGGGGGAGCUGGGGGGCUCGCUGAGCGCCCUGCCCCAGCCCGGGGACCCGCCGUCGGAGCGCUCGCUGGGCAGCGAGUCCAGCUGGAGCCUUUCGCAGUCCUUCGAGUGGACGUUCCCCCCGCGGGGGGCGAGGGGGCUGCCGUCCCCCCCCAGCUCCCCCAUCAGGGAGGCGGCCGACUCGGGGCUCUCUGAAGAGGACGAGUCAGAUGGGGAGGCUGCGGGCUCCCGAGGGGACGGCGGGUCCCACAGGGCCGGCAGCUGGGCGGCGGAGGGGGCUCCGUGCCCAGGGGGGCCCGUAGCCAAGCUGGAGGCCGAGGGCUCGGCGGAGGAGGAAGAGGAGGAGGAGGAGGAAGAGGAGGCAGAGUGGAACAGCACCGUGCUCCACGUGACAGAGCCCGACCAGGACCCGGCUGAGCCCGAGCCCCCUGUCGAGGCCACCCCGCCAGAUCCAGCCUCUCCGGAGGCCAAAUCCUGCUGGGAGCCGGGGCCGGCAGGUGACUCUCCCGCCAGCCUGCAGGGCCCCGGCGGGCCAGGCCAGGAGGAGAGCUCCUCGAAGGCUCCCGACGCCCACCCCGACCCAGGCUGGCUGACCGAGCUGCUGGCGUCGCCCGGGGCUCGCGCAGCGGGACGCGGCUCACCGGAGGCCGACGGGUCGGAGGACCUGCUCGGCUGGUCGCGGAAGGACCUGUGCAGCGAAUUCGGCAUCGGGAGGUCCCAGCGGGCCGCUGCUUUUGACUGGAGCCGCGAGGCUGUAGCCAGAGACAGAGACUGGCCCGGAGAGGUGGGACAGGACCGGGAAUUCAGGACCAAACCAAGCUGGGACACCAGCCACAGCGUGAGUGAUGUGGAGCAGCAGGACAGGGCCUUUGGUGCUGCUGAGAGGGACUGGAGCAGCAGUUACAAAGGGACAGAGCUGAUGGGGGACACGGGGCUGGACUGCGGCACCUGGCCCAAAUCCCACGGCCUGGGGGAAAGCUGCCUGCAGGAUCAAGACUUUGGCAAAGCCAGCUGGGGCGCUGGCUACGGCUUAGACAGCGCGGGCGGCAGAGAGGAGGUGAGCUCCGGGAAGACUGAAUGGAGCAGGACCUACGGCGUGGGACACGGGCAGCAGGAGAACAAAGAGCUGAGCUCCAGGCAGCCCAGCUGGGCUGGCAGGUACGGCUCUGGGGACCCGGAGACCCAGGACGGGGAGCUCGCACCCGUGUGGGCCGGUGAGUACGGCACCGGUGACGCUGAGAUCAAGGACAGGGAGAUGGGCGCAGACUGGGCCAGCAAAUACAGCGGCAGGGAUGCUGAGAGCAAGGACGAGGACUUGACGCUGGGCUGGGCUGGCAGAUCCAGCACUGGGGACACCGGCACCCUGGACAAGGAGUUUUGCCCCAGCAGGUCGGCCUGGGAUAGCAAAUACAGCAGCAGGGACAUGGAGAGCCAGGACAGGGAGUUCAGCCCCAGCAGGCCAGCCUGGUCUGGCGAAUACAGCACCCAGGACAUGGAGAGCCAGGACAGGGAGUUCAGCCCCAGCAGACCGGCCGAGGCCAGUGACUACAGCACGAGGGACAUGGAGAGCCAGGACAGGGAGUUCAGCCCCAGCAGGCCCGCCUGGGACAGCGAGUACAGCACCAGGGCCAUGGAGAGCCAGGACAGGGAGUUCAGCCCCAGCAGGCCGGCUGAAGGCGGCGGGUACGGUGCCGGAGAGGAAGAGACCCAGGACAGGGAGUUCAAACCCAGCAGGCCGGCCUGGGAUGAUGAGUACAGCACCAGGGACAUGGAGAGCCGGGACAGGGAGUUCGGCCCUGGCAGGCCAGUCUGGGCCAGCGAGUACGGCUCCGUGGCCACCAGAAAGGAAGAUUUCAGUCCUGGCCGGCUGAGCUGGGCUGGCGAACGCGGCAUAGCGCAGACGGAAGCGGGCAGUGCUUUCGGUGUCAGAACAGAAGACUUGCCUGGCUCCUCUGCCCCCCGUCACCCGUCCCCGGAGUCGGGCUGGGGCAGCAGCGACCAGCAGGAGAGCGGUGCCAUCGGCCCCGGGGGCUGGAUUGAAGAGCUGCGCCUCGGGGGAGCUGAGCACCACAACCAGUUCGGCGUCAUUGGGAUGGACCAGGUGCCCGACCCCUCCGGCACCGCAGCGCCAGCGGGAGGCCCCAUGUCCUGGAGCGGUGAAAUGAGCUCUGCGGACCUGCAGGAGCCCGGGGAGCCCCCGGGAGGCUGGCACGGCGAUCUCCCUGUCAGCCCCUCGGCUCCUACCACUAGUACCAGCGAGGGUGGACCGGGUCAGAUGGCCUGGGACGAGGACGGGGCAACCCCGGGCAGCGCUGCCCGGCCCCGGGAGGACGAGGAGGAGGAAGCAGGCUGGAGGCAGCACCAGGAGGCAGGUGGCUGGAGUACGGAGCUGUGCGAGGCUGAGGCCAGGCGCCAGGAGUGGGCCAGUGCCUUCGACGCCCGCUGUGCGGCCCGCAGCCGGGAUUUCAGUGCCGGGGAGCCGAGCCCAGGAGACCGCGGUGCUUCGGCAGAUGGCAGGACCCCCAUGGACAUCCGCCUCUCGGACCCCAGCCCACCCUUGGGUGCUGAUGCUCUGGCUGAGUGCACCGACGUGGGGCCGAGCCCCCAGCUGGAGCCCCUAGCCUCAGAGGCCCCCCGGGACGAGGACGAGCCCAGCCCCGCAGAGGACGGGGACCUGGCUGCUGCCCCCCCUCUGCCGGAGGCUGGUGGCGGGACCCCGCCAGAAGCAGAGAGCCAGGAGGAGGCCCCCUGGGACCACCCGGAUGGGAAGAGACUGCAGAGCUGCGAGGAAAAACCCUCUCAGCCCGAGGGACCUGCGGAGCUCUCUGGGCAGGAAUUCACCUUUCUGGAGGACACGGAGGUCCUGGACAGCACCGUGUACCGGAGCAAAGCCAACCUGGGCCGCAAGCGGAGGCACCGGGCGCCCGCUCUCCGCCCCGGGGCCACCUCCGAAGGGGACAGCUGGAUCUUCCAGGACUCCACAGAGCCCCGUCCAGCCCGCGCAGCGGUGUCCUCCGACGAGGAGGCAGCAGAAGAGCCCAAGAGCCGGCGGGUGCGAGCGUCCCCGUCGGGCAAGGGCGUCAAGGUGCCGCUCUUCCCCGGCCUCAACACGUCCGCCCUCAAGGCCAAGCUGAGGGGCCGAAACCGCUCUGCCGAGGAGGGGGCGCUGCCAGCAGACAGCAAGGCAGCCCCCCCCAAAGGACCCCCACGUGCAGCGCUCCAAGUCCUGCAAGAUCCCCGGCCUGGGUGGGAAGCCCCUCACGCUGCCCCCCAAGCCGGACAAGUCCUCAGGGUCGGACGGCUCCCCCCCCACUGGCUGCAAGCGCUGAAGCUGAAAAAGAAGAAAUCAUGAGCUGAUCUGGCGGGGCUCGCUCUCCUGCCAGCGUGGCCCCGGGAGGCUUACGGCCAGCUCCCCCAGGACCAGGUCUCCCCCUCCCCGUGGCAGGACACACACACACACAUCUAUGCACUUUGUAUGAUGCUCGCAGGGUCCCCUCCCCAGUCACUUCCUGCCCCCCUCCGAGGCCCGAGGGACUCCCCCAGGGUCUCUCUUCCUCUGCCCACCCCCUCAGCCCCCACGUUUCCUGGGGGCUGGGGGUGGUGGUGGAAAUCCACAAGCCCCCCUCCCUCCCCCUCCCCCUCCUAUCACCCUCCAGACCAAGAGCAGCAGGUCAUUAUUUUGGUGCCACUUUUCAGGACAAUAAAACUUUGUUGGUUGGUUC
Cygnus olor (mute swan) is the source of this 5404-nucleotide messenger RNA. It is a transcript of the gene CNOT12, whose product is annotated as tankyrase 1 binding protein 1. Gene Ontology annotation, cellular component: heterochromatin; nucleus. Lineage: Eukaryota; Metazoa; Chordata; Aves; Anseriformes; Anatidae. Gene Ontology annotation, biological process: cellular response to ionizing radiation; double-strand break repair. The record is from RefSeq and is a predicted model, not a curated record.